Messenger RNA from Microdochium trichocladiopsis, 399 nucleotides. RefSeq names its product hpt domain-containing protein. Gene Ontology annotation, biological process: phosphorylation; phosphorelay signal transduction system. The annotation marks the transcript as partial. The transcript is spliced from 2 exons. The record is from RefSeq and is a predicted model, not a curated record. Gene Ontology annotation, molecular function: protein histidine kinase binding; histidine phosphotransfer kinase activity. Lineage: Eukaryota; Fungi; Ascomycota; Sordariomycetes; Xylariales; Microdochiaceae. Gene Ontology annotation, cellular component: nucleus; cytoplasm.
GACCUCGGUGAUGCCAUCGAUAUGCACACAUUCAGCCAGAUCCUUGAAAUGGAUGACAGCGAGGAUGACCGGGACUUCAGCCACCAAAUUGUCUUCGAGUUCUUCGAGCAGGCCGAAGAGACGUUUGACAAGAUGGACGCUGCACUUGAGGCCAAGGAUCUCACGGAACUCUACCGUCUCGGACACUUCCUCAAGGGUUCUUCCGCUACCUUGGGCCUUGCCAAGGUCAAGGACAGUUGUGAAAAAAUCCAGCGAUUUGGCAAGAAAGAAAACGAAGACGGCAGCGCACAACCGGAUGAAGAGCUUUGCCUGUCACGAAUUACCGAGACUCUCGCACAGGUCAAAACAGAGUAUGCCGAGGCCGAAGCGACACUUCGAAAAUUUUACGGUGCUGCGUGA